CUCGUCAUUGAACCUGAUGAUAUGUUGACAAUGAUGGAAAAUAAUAAUACUCGACCGGGGCUCGGCGUGUUCGGAGCUCCCUAAUAGGGUUGCAGCUGAAUGGGGGGAAUCGCAUCCAUAAUGCUACGAGGCAGCAUAAUCAUGAGCCGAUUUCACGAGGAGAUCCUAUUGCAUUUCGGCCGCCAAAGGAAUUGACUUUAACAAAGACGCUUCAAGUGGCAUUGGUGUUUUGGACCAUUGAAUUGCGAAUAGCGCAGCAAUUAAUUGUGGACAACGCAUUUUGGCUUUGAGAGCGCAGUAAAUGCGGUUGCCACGCAUGCGAAAGUUAAAGGAAAUCGUGUGUGUUUAAGGUGACAAGUCGUGGGAAUAGCCAGGCAUGCGAAACCAUCAUCGCAGGCCGGGUAAACCAGGAUUCAGGAUCCAGUAUGCAGGUCAUCCGCCUGUCACGUGCCUAAGCGCCCCGGACAACGCAAUGCAGGUGCCACCGACAGGUCCUUCGGGGAUCGAGGUACCAGGCAGUGGGCUUUCCAGCUGCAGUGCAUCCAGAGCCAUGUGUGACAAAUAUUUAUUAACUGCCACAACUGCCGGGCAUCGGCUUAGAGGCUUGAUCUUGGCAUUAGAGAGCUAAUAAAAAAUUGAUUCCGACUUCGUCGAUUGUCACAAAUAAUGAUUACCACGCAUUUUCGAACACAUUAUCCUGAGGGGGGCAUGACACGCAUCAAAUUGCAUUUAGUUUGUCAUUGGCCUUCUUCUGGGUGGGUUGACUUUUUCGGCUGAUUGGGGGUUCGGGUAUGGGCUUUGCCAAACAAAGGGCCGUAAU
Drosophila simulans is the source of this 820-nucleotide messenger RNA. RefSeq lists its product as uncharacterized. Bases 377 to 628 code for a protein of 83 amino acids. The record is from RefSeq and is a predicted model, not a curated record. The transcript has 2 exons. NCBI's taxonomy places the organism in Eukaryota, Metazoa, Arthropoda, Insecta, Diptera, Drosophilidae.